Messenger RNA from Parnassius mnemosyne (clouded apollo), 1038 nucleotides. NCBI's taxonomy places the organism in Eukaryota, Metazoa, Arthropoda, Insecta, Lepidoptera, Papilionidae. The record is from the annotation of a GenBank genome assembly.
AUGUACCGUCAAAUAUUGGUGUUCCCCGAAGAUGCUGAUACUUACCAACGAAUCCUUUGGCGCUCAGACGCAUCCGAAGAUAUCAAGGAGUAUAGAAUUCUUCGCGUGACUUUCGGUACAGCAUCUGCUCCCUACCUUGCGGUUCGAACUCUUCAUCAAAUCGCUGAUGAUGAAAGCAAGAAUCAUCCCAAAGCAGUUCAAAUAAUUAAAGAAGAUUUCUAUAUGGACGACUUGAUGGGUGGAGCCGAUACUGUGGAAGAAGCUGUAACUGAAGCCAAAGAAGUUGAUGAGAUUGUAAAGAAGGGAGGUUUCACUCUGACUAAAUGGGCUUCAAACAAUCUUGACUUCAUGCAAUCCAUCAAACCAGCAGAUCGAUCUAGGAGUGCACAUUUCAACCUCAACAUUGAUGGAACCGUAAAGGCCUUGGGUAUUAAAUGGAAUAUGGGUACAGAUAAAUUUAAAUAUGAAGUUAUCUUACCAACCAUUCAAGCAACUGUCACCAAGAGAAGUGUUUUGUCCGACAUACAGAAACUCUUUGAUCCGCUUGGUUGGAUAGCGCCAAGCAUUGUUAUGACGAAGAUUCUUAUUCAAAAAUUGUGGCUAGAAAGGUUGAACUGGGAUGACAAAAUCAGUUCACAUUUGCUGGACGAAUGGCUUACUAUCCGAUCAGACUUCCAACAAGUCAACGAGAUUGAAGUCGAUAGAUGGAUUGGUACAACGAGCAAAAUGAGCGACAACUUACAGAUUCAUGGCUUUUGCGAUGCUUCAAUGCAAGCAUACGCAGCGCUUGUGUAUGCUAGGAUCAAAACUGAAGACGGAACAAUCAGAACAAAAUUGAUUGCUGCCAGAACCAGAGUUGCGCCAUUGAGAACGAUCUCGCUACCUAGAUUGGAAUUAUGCGGCGCUUUGCUGCUGGCUCGUCUGCUCAAGCAAGUUGCACAAGCAAUAUACCAUCAUCACAAAUAUUUGCUUGGACAGACUCAUCAAUUGUUCUUGCUUGGCUUGCAGGAGAUCCACAUAAAUGGAAACUGUUUGUAG